Molecule: messenger RNA, 3033 nt
Organism: Notodromas monacha
Lineage: Eukaryota; Metazoa; Arthropoda; Ostracoda; Podocopida; Cyprididae
Source: the annotation of a GenBank genome assembly
AUGUUGGAUAUUUACCUGCCACGGCCACUCUCCGUAUUCGGCCCUGUUGCCGCCGACGAUCCGACUGGACGGGAAAUACUGUCGACCGCAAACUGCAACGGAACACGAGAAAAGCAAGAAAAUAAAGAUGAAGUAUGGAUAUCAACAGGUCCGCAUAGCCAUCAACCGCUGCUUCAGAUCCUCAUCAUUCGCCCUCGCAGCCAGUUUCUACCACGGAUUUUUUUGUCGCUCAUUAUGCCAGUGAUCAUCCCUGGUUCACUCCGAGGGACAUUACCCUCUUUGAAAAACGUGUCCCCGGCUCCGGGCAAUUUUCUCGCAGCUGGCUGCCUAUCGCUUCUCCUGGUGUCCACCAAGCAAUUGAUUAGCACGCAAAUUAUCGUGCAAAUCGCUAGUCGGGACACCCACGACGGACUGACAAUCACUACAACGCACGGUGAUGAUGAUGAUGAGGAUGACGGCAAAUUUUUAACGACCACGCGACCUGAUGCGCAUUUUGCGCAAACGUCUUCGUUUCGAGACAUAAUUCCAUUAGCACUUGACUUCUCAGAUUUCCUAGAGUGUGGUCUUGAACUCCUUGUCUGCCUCUUGUGUUUCGUUCUUUGGUUGAUGGGGCUGAAUCAGGAUUACGACUUGGGCCUCAGCCGCGGAUCGUCGUCGAGCAAGCCACGAUCACCUACGGACUACCUCUACCGCAGCAGUGGAGCCCGAUCAUCCAGCAGUCACAACUACAUGCCGCCGCCAUCGUCAUCCUCGUCCUCCUUGAACGGCCUCAAGCCUCGCGGCGUGGCGUUGCCGCCGCCGCCGCCAUGGACGGCCCCGCGGUCAGCCGACAUGCCAGGUACGGCCAAAGCGGCGACUUUGCCCGGCGUACUCUUAGUGUCGCCGUUUGUGCUGCCACUGUCUGCUGGCGGGGAGGGCAAGAUGCCUGGGCCGCCGGCGGCGCCGAGUCUGAACGCUGGCGCAACGGCGAGUGGUGGUGUUAGUAGUGGUGGUGGUGGUGCCACGAGGCUGCUACCAGCAGCGCGACUCUUGGUACCGCGCGUGCCGUUUACUGUUGUGCCAAUUAUGUUCCGGGGCCCGGAGUUAAGUAGACGUCAUACUACGUCAAGUAGGCUGUGGGUGCGACACGGGAAGCAGAACAUAAUUCGAGUGCAGCCACCGUCGUCGACAUCUUCCCCCUCAUCGGAUCAUCAUCAUCCACGCGUUUUUUACCGUUCGAAGGCCAAAUAGCCGAGGUGACUUGCAGUUGCCGUGUCGAUUGCUAUCCUGGUUUUUAUCGAAAAUAGUUAUAAGGACGAUCAUUUUUCGAAAUCAUGCGUUCACUCAAACAAUUUAUUGAAUGAUCUUUCGUGUCCAGUCUUCUUUUCAUUUUUUCAUUGAUGCGUAAACGAGGUGUGCGUCGGCCCCAAGCUAAAAGCAAACGAUGAUUCAUGAAUUUGAUUUUUAAACCUGAAGAACAGAAGAGAGUACUUACUGCUUCUUUCAAAUUCUGGAAAAUGUUUAGCUACUCAAUUUUUUUUUAGAAGAAAUGUUUCAUUAUUUGUGUGGUGAGUCUAAUGAUUGGGUUGAUUACGUUGCAUUAGCUUUGAAAUCGCGAUUACUUCGCUAAUACAGUACUUGUGGUUGACAUUUGGAUCGUAGUCGAACGGAAGAAACGUGUAUAGCAUGCGUUCAGCCGUACCUCGUGAACGCACGAAUUGAUAUUCCGCUCUCCCCAACUGAGGACAAGGUUAUGUGCGAAGAGAUUUUACAUUUUUCAAUGAAGCUGUGCAUCCCUGUAAUAUUUUACUGCGAGGACACAGCGUGUGGGAAAUUUAAAGAGAGUUCUAGUCGUGCAGCUGCGUGAAGGAAAGCAUUGGAUCUUGCCGUAACUGUAUGUGAGUGAUGGAUGAUGACAGUCAUGUUUGCAUCGAGGAGAAUAUUUCUGUCCGCAUCGCCUUUGGUACAUGUUUUUAAUUUUAGUUUAUUUCUGAGAUAACCGGGUUAUUCAGUUUUUCUCUUCGCAGCCGUUUGCUGUGGGGUGAAAAGUAAGUUGUUUGUAUUUAUUUACACCCUUGGUACACUAGUUGCGUUUUGGUGAAUAAUGUGUAUCUUGAUUUGGCAUUGAAAAUUAGUCUAGGGUGUCCAAAAUUUAUCGGUGAGAAUUUGUAAUGUACGUGACACAUUUUCUUGAUGACGGAUUGCGAGAGACUUGAAGUCUCGACUGAAAUUGUAUUUUGAAAACAACCUUACGGAGCUCCAUUUGCUUCUGGGUUCCUCAUGUGUGCUCAUAAGCAUUGCCCAUGCAGGUAACGAGAUGCGAGCGGGUUUCGGGUUGAAUGUGAACAGCGAGGAAGAUACUUUUUCGUGCUUGAAAGAUUCCCUUCAAUCCUUUCCGACGUUUUCAUGUCAAAUGUUGAUACUGUACCUUUGAGCAAAUGUUUCACCCAAGCCAGAAGCGCAUCUUUUUCGACUUCGCACUGAAUUUUUGGACACCCUCCACUUGUGUUUCCGACUCUUUUUUAGCUCCAUGUUAUUCGCGAUGCAUGAUGUUCUUCAAAUUAUCCUGCCGUUGAAUUUUGUGCUUCGAUGCAUUACCCGAACCGAACGACGCAAUAAUUUUUAGGACCGCCCUGUAUUCACGAGCUGUAAAUUGCGGAAAAAUCUGUAAUCAUAUUUUUGCUGGUGAUGUUGAAAUGUUUGUUUUUGAGUUACCGAUCUGGCACGAAUAACUUGACUUUUUUACGUUUUCCGCUUUUUUUUUGUGUGUGAGAAAGGUGGGGUGUUGAUGGCUGUUGGGCGUUCAGUGACGCCUGAUACUGUGUUAUGAGACUGUUGGGUUUAUGCAAGACGGAGUCUUACUGAUGAGACAUGGUUUUUUGUGCAGACGGCCAUUUUUGUGUUAUGUUUUGGGUAUUAGCCAAUUGCUUUUGUUCGUUUAUUUUUGACCGAAUGCGUCAUUCACGCGAGACGUUCAGGCGUCAAAGGGUCAUGGAAUAAAACUGAUGGCGUUUAGCUCUCGUUGGGCUUUUAAAGACUGCCUGGAGCAUCUGA